UCAGGAUUAACGCGACGAACAAUGACUCCAAUUCCAUUCAUUUUCUUUUGGUAUAACGAAAGUUGACAGUGGUGGACUCAUUACUCCAAACAAGGACUCCAAUCAGCGGAGAAGACUCUCCUUUCCCAUUGUUCUUCAUCUUUCCAUUGCAAGGUUGUGCCUAAUCAGACACAAGUAGAGGCCUACAUUUUGAUCCAUUUAUCGCAAAGCAAUGGUUCUUGGGAUGAAAUCCAAGCACAAAAAGGGUGUAGCUGUUCGAGUCGAAUAUACGGUUACCAUAGAGGAGAUUAAGCCUUGGCCUCCAUUAGAAAGCUUUAGGUCUCUUCAAAUUGUAUUGAUUAAAUGGGAAAAUGGUAGUGAGAGCUCCGGAUCCUUUCAUGCUGUUACUGGUGAAUCCAGCAUUACAUUUAGUGAGUCUUUCGAGUUUUCCACAACACUGUAUUGGAAGAAGGCCAAAAAAAAGUUUGGUAAAAACUAUUUGGAAUUCAGCUUGUUUGAGCCUCGUAAGGACAAAGUUAGAGGUCAUCUCUUGGCUACAGCUUCACUAAACCUGGCAGAUUAUGGAAUGAUUGACGAUGAAUUAAAAGUAAAUGUUCCGUUAACUUUCAAGAAAAUCCCUAAUGGCUCAGUGCAUCCGGCUCUGGCAAUUAAGUUGGAAAUGACUGAAAAAGAUGCACCUCACUCUUCGCCUAGUGUUGGUUUUUCGAACGAAGCAUCUCUGGAUGGCGGUGAUGAUGAUGACUCAGAAAUCGCGUCUUAUACAGAUGAUGAUGUCUCUUCACGUUCAUCAAGAACUGCUGGCUCGUCAGCCUUUGAGGUUGCAAUGCCGUCACCAUCUCGAAGUGAGAAGAGUGGACACGGAAAUCAUUCAUCAGCUGGUGCAUCAUCAGAUACAUGGAAGUCAGUGAAGCGUUAUGUUUCUUCAUCUAAACUUGCUGAACGAAGCAUGUCACUUGUCAAGAAGAGCUCUAGCCCCCCCUUAAACAUAUCUUCUCCCUCAUGCACAAAUUUUCAUGAUAGCAGUGGGGAGUUAUAUGAUGCCUCUAAAAGCACUCCAUUUGUGCAAGUACAAUCCUUUGAUAGACUUGCACAUGACGCUAUGUCAGCCAAUCAUUAUGGAGAAUAUGGUGCUAAGUCCAACUCUUUGUACUCCCUUUCUGCUCGAGAAAAGGAGUGGCAGUCCGAUGCUUUGCCAAAUAACAAUGCACACGCUGGAUGGGUGAAGGUUCAGGAAAAAAUGGCAAGGAGAAAUAUUGAAUUGGACGAACAGAGUAUAGAAGAAAGAUUGUUGCAGAAAUUGUCGGAAGAAGAAGCCACUAGAAGGCAGAUUGAAACGCGAAGUGAUAUCCUUGCUCCUAGAAGGAAAGGACCAGCAAUCCCACCAUCGCGGCUGAAGCAUGAGAAGUCUGUUAAGAAACAUGAUUCAGUCAAAGUAAAUGGUGAUCUAGCCGACGCUUAUGUUGGGGGGAAUCCGCCGGACUUGAAUGUACCAAAUGGACUAAACAAGGUAGGUAAAAUCAGUGCACCAGUUGAAAGAGAAGAAGCAGAAGCUUAUCAUUCUCUUAGAGAAAAUGAAUGGAAAAUGAGGGUCGAGAUGCUUGAGGAAGAAUUGAGAGAGGCAGCAGCAACUGAGGUGAGUUUAUUUUCCAUAGUUGCUGAGCAUUCCAGUUCUGUAAAUAAGGUCCAUGCUCCUGCUCGGCGACUAUCCAGAUUUUAUAAGAAUGCUUGCAGAACAAGAUCACAAGCUAAACGAGCUAGUGCAGCAAGAACUGCCGUAUCUGGUCUAGUUCUGGUUUCUAAAGCAUGUGGAAACGAUGUACCAAGGCUAACCUUCUGGUUAUCCAAUUCAAUAAUGUUGAGGUCCAUUGUCAGCCAGAUUGCUGCAGAACUGCCAAAUGAACCAAGUAUAAAUAGUAAUGAUGGAAGGCUUUCAGACACAGCCCGCCUUAAGGGUAAGGGGCAUCGGUCUCAGUCAAUUGAUGAAUCCGAUGACUUGGAAGACGUCUUGACAUUCCUUAUUGCGCUCGAAAGAGUUGAAUCGUGGCUGUUUUCUCGAAUUGUUGAGUCCAUAUGGUGGCAGACUUUUAUACCACAUAUGCAGCCCACUGUUUCCAAAGAUAGUAACAGAGAAAGAAGCUCAGGUAAAAAGAAAGCUAGCUCAAGAAGAAAUUAUCUGGGUGGUAAUGAGCAGGCAAGUUUUUCAAUAGAGUUGUGGAGGAAAGCAUUCAAAGAUGCCCAUGAAAGACUUUGUCCGAUUCAGGCCCGUGGGCAGACAUGUGGCUGCUUGUCUGCACUGGUUAUACUGGUGAUGCAGCAGUUAGUUAAUAGGCUCGAUGUGGCAAUGUUCAAUGCUAUUCUGCGUGAAUCUGCCAAAGAUAUGCCGACUGAUCCUGUUUCUGAUCCCAUCAGUGACACUAAAGUCCUCCCAGUGAAGCCUGGCAAAGCAAGCUUUGGCACUGGAGCACAAUUGAAAAAUAUUAUUGGAAACUGGUCAAGAUGGCUCACAGAUCUCUUUGGAUUAGAAGAUGACUCAACAGAUGACGAAGGUGUUACUCUAGGGGACAUCAGCAAACCAAAACCUUACAAGGCAUUUUGUAUCCUCCGUUCGCUAAGCGAUCUCAUGAUGCUUCCCUAUGAAAUGCUUGCCGAUGUUUCCACAAGAAAAGAGGUCUGCCCAAUGUUCGGCCCAGCAAUAAUCAAGAGGGUUCUAAAAAACUUUGUCCCUGACGAAUUCAGCCCCAAUCCCAUCCCACCCUACAUAAUUCACAUCCUCAGUGCAGAGGUAAGGCCAGAUUCUCCAGAGGAUAUGGUCACAAGCUUUCCCUACGUCUCAGCUGCUACAAAGUAUUCACCGCCGCCAGCAGCUCUGCUGUCCUGUGUGGGAGAGGUAGGGAAGCAAGUGCUCAAGAGUAGCAGGCUUUCGACACUCAAGAAAUCCUACAGCAGUGACGAUGAGAUAGAUGAGCUCGACUCGCCCUUGACCACAAUCAUCCCCGAUAGCUACCAGAGCUCUGCUGCAUUAGCAAAGCUUAGCUUCAUGCCUAAGGAAAAGGGAGGUACCAAUGCUAUCCGAUAUCAACUGCUCCGUGAGAUAUGGAGAGAUGAUGAUUAGUUAUGUGUUUAGACAUAUGCACAGUGACUGGAAGA
Molecule: messenger RNA, 3147 nt
Organism: Salvia splendens (bonfire salvia)
Lineage: Eukaryota; Viridiplantae; Streptophyta; Magnoliopsida; Lamiales; Lamiaceae
Exons: 9
Coding region: 212-3112 (966 amino acids)
Cellular component (GO): nuclear pore
Source: RefSeq, a predicted model, not a curated record